AUGAAAGGGGGCUUCUAUGGUUUGAAGGUUGCUCAGGUCUCUCUCAUCCUCAUUGGAUUCGUAUGCGUUGCUGUUCUUAUGUUGGCAUGGACCAAAACUACAGUUUUGGAUCCACCUGAAGGUGCUGGAUUGCUUCUAACUUCAGGUCAACAGAGAUACAAUGAUUUUUCCAGGGAAAUGGAGGAGAAAGUGGAUGUUGAGGAACAAAUGGCUACCAACAAUGCAAUCUCCUUCAGAGGGAUGGAUGAAAGUGACAAUGAUUCAAAUGGUGGAGAUGUUGCAUCAACUGUUGAAGAAGGUACUCAUAGAAAAGAUGUUUCAGAAAUUAAGAGUGGUUCAGACAUAUCUGAAGAUGAAUCUAUAGGAUUGGAGAGUUCUGCAAGCAUAGAAUCUUCUGAUAGGAAGGCCUCCCCUUAUGGAAAACAUGAUCAGUAUUUCAAUUCUCUUAUGAAGGCACAAGACUGUAAUUUUGGCAAAGGUAAGUGGAUUAAUGAUGAUUCUCGACCUUUGUAUUCUGGGUUUGGUUGUAAGCAAUGGUUGUCCCCAAUGUGGGCUUGUCGCUUGACACAGCGCACUGAUUUCGAGUAUGAGAAAUUGCGCUGGCAGCCAAAAGAUUGCGAAUUGGAUCAGUUUACUGGUGAAAAAUUCUUGAGAAGGAUGUCCAACAAAACUCUGGCUUUUGUUGGGGAUUCAUUGGGUAGGCAGCAGUUCCAGUCAAUGAUGUGCAUGAUUAGUGGUGGCAAAGAGAUGCCUGAUGUUCUUGACGUGGGAUCUGAGUUUGGCCUUGUGAAAGCUUCUGGUGCUACACGUCCUGAUGGGUGGGCUUAUAGAUUCUCAAGGACCAACACCACCAUCCUUUAUUAUUGGUCUGCAAGCCUUUGUGAUUUGGAGCCCCUAGAUAUCUCUAACCCUGCGACUGAUGUUGCCAUGCACCUGGAUCGGCCGCCUGCAUUUUUGCGAAGGUUCCUGCACCGAUUUGAUGUCCUUGUCCUUAACACAGGACAUCACUGGAACAGAGGCAAGCUUAAUGCCAACCGUUGGAUCAUGUAUGUUGGUGGUGCACCUAAUACUGAUAGGAGGAUUGCAGCAAUCAAUGGUGCAAAGAAUCUUACAGUCCAUAGUAUUAUUGGGUGGGUAAACUCCGAACUUCCCAAAUAUCCUGGCCUGAAAGCAUUCUAUCGAACCAUAUCGCCCAGGCAUUUCUUUAAUGGAGAAUGGAAUACUGGGGGUACCUGUGACAAUACUUCUCCUCUAGCUACUGGUAAGGAAGUUACACAAGAGGAGUCCAGUGAUCCUGUUGCUGCGGCAGCUGCAAAGGGCACGAGCGUCAAGCUCUUGGACAUCACAGCUCUAUCUCAGCUUAGAGAUGAGGGACAUAUAUCCCGCUACAGCAUCAAAGCCACACCAGGAGAACAGCCACUUGAUACUAACACAAGGAUAAAGAGGAAGGGUCAGCUGCUCCCUCAUGCGGCUGAUUUGAGGUUGUCGUUGGAGGCAGAAGUUCUGCAAGUGGAGAGGCAUUGGUUUGGAACUGAAAAAAGCCGAGAUAUAAAAUUGGGACGAAUUAAAAUUUGUUGCAUACUAGUGGUAGUGAGGAUGAAAGGAGGCUUUUGUGGUGUAAGGGUUGCUCAGGUCUCGCUCAUCCUCACUGGGUUUGUAUGCCUGGCUAUCAUCGCUUUGUGGUCAAAAACUACAUUAUUACGCCCACCUGAUGGAAUUGUAUUGUUCCUGCAGCCAGAAAAUUUUCCGAGGGUCAUAAAAGGUGCUCAGGAGAAAGUAGCCCCAGAAAAUAGUAGUUCAACAAUGGCUAAAAAUGCCUUUGUUGCACCAGGAAGCUCUGCAGUCAUGGAAACUUCUAAUACAGACUCUUCAAAAGGACGACCGACUAAUUAUUCCAGAACUUCCAGAGAAACCCAAGAGUGCAACUUUUGGAAUGGAAAAUGGAUCAUUGAUGAUACUCGGCCUUUGUACUCCGGCCUUGGUUGUAAGCAAUGGUUGUCCUUUAUGUGGGCUUGUCGGGCCGCAAAUCGUACUGACUCUGAAUAUGAAAAACUUCGGUGGCAACCUAAGAAUUGCGAAAUGGAAGACUUCACUGGUCCAAAAUUUUUAGAAAGGAUGUCCAAUAAAACUCUGGCUUUCAUUGGGGAUUCAUUGGGUAGGCAGCAAUUCCAGUCACUGAUGUGCAUGAUUACCGGUGGUGAAGAGAGGCCAGAUGUUCUUGAUGUGGGAAUAGAGUACGGUCUUGUUAAAGCUCGUGGUGCUAAACGCCCGGAUGGCUGGGUUUAUCGGUUCCCAAGCACCAAUACUACUAUCCUUUAUUAUUGGUCCUCAACCCUCUGUGACUUGGAGCCCCUAAAUACCUCUAACCCUAUGACCGACAUUGCCAUGCAUCUGGAUCGGCCACCUGCAUUUUUGCGUCGGUUCCUUCACCGGUUUGAUGUCCUUGUCCUGAAUACAGGACAUCAUUGGAAUGAAGGGAAACUUAAGGCCAACCGAUGGGUCAUGCAUGUUGGUGGUACGCCCAACACUGAUGGGAAGACUGCAGAGAUGAGUAUUGCCAAGAAUCUUACAGUUUACAGUACCAUCGGUUGGGUAAACUCUCAGCUUCCUAAAUAUCCUGGCUUAAAAGUAUUUUAUAGGUCAAUAUCACCCAGGCAUUAUGCCAAUGGAGACUGGAAUACUGGAGGAACCUGUGACAGUACUUCUCCAUCUGCUGGCAAGGAAGCUGUACAAGAUGAGUCCAUUGAUACUGUUGCUGCAGGAGCUGUGAAGGGCACUGGUGUUAAGCUCUUAGACAUCACAGCUUUGUCUCAGUUGAGAGAGGAGGGUCAUGUAUCUCGAUACAGUAUUCGGCCCACACCAGGGGUGCAGGAUUGCUUGCAUUGGUGCUUGCCCGGUGUUCCUGAUACAUGGAAUGAAAUACUUUUUGCACAGAUCUAA
This is a messenger RNA of Oldenlandia corymbosa var. corymbosa, 2940 nucleotides long. The record is from the annotation of a GenBank genome assembly. Lineage: Eukaryota; Viridiplantae; Streptophyta; Magnoliopsida; Gentianales; Rubiaceae.